AUGAUGGAGAGAGUAAAUGAAAGCAUGAUGGAGAGAGUAAAUAAAAGCAUGAUGGAGAGAGUAAAUAAAAGCAUGAUGGAGAGAGUGGAUGAAACCAUUUUAGAGAGAGUAAAUAAAAGCAUGAUGGAGAGAGUGAAUGAAAGCAUGAUGGAGAGAGUAAAUGAAAGCAUGAUGGAGAGAGUAAAUGAAAGCAUGAUGGAGAGAGUAAAUGAAAGCAUGAUGGAGAGAGUGAAUGAAAGCAUGAUGGAGAGAGUGAAUGAAAGCAUGAUGGAGAGAGUAAAUAAAAGCAUGAUGGAGAGAGUAAAUGAAAGCAUGAUGGAGAGAGUGAAUGAAAGCAUGAUGGAGAGAGUGAAUGAAAGCAUGAUGGAGAGAGUGAAUGAAAGCAUGAUGGAGAGAGUGAAUGAAAGCAUGAUGGAGAGAGUGAAUGAAAGCAUGAUGGAGAGAGUAAAUGAAAGCAUGAUGGAGAGAGUGAAUGAAAGCAUGAUGGAGAGAGUGAAUGAAAGCACGAUGGAGAGAGUGAAUGAAAGCACGAUGGAGAGAGUAAAUGAAAGCACGAUGGAGAGAGUGAAUGAAAGCACGAUGGAGAGAGUGAAUGAAAGCACGAUGGAGAGAGUGAAUGAAAGCACGAUGGAGAGAGUGAAUGAAAGCACGAUGGAGAGAGUGAAUGAAAGCACGAUGGAGAGAGGGAUUUAA
Pelobates cultripes (western spadefoot toad) is the source of this 693-nucleotide messenger RNA. NCBI's taxonomy places the organism in Eukaryota, Metazoa, Chordata, Amphibia, Anura, Pelobatidae. The record is from the annotation of a GenBank genome assembly.